Molecule: messenger RNA, 1551 nt
Organism: Punctularia strigosozonata HHB-11173 SS5
Lineage: Eukaryota; Fungi; Basidiomycota; Agaricomycetes; Corticiales; Punctulariaceae
Exons: 10
Coding region: 59-607 (182 amino acids)
Biological process (GO): protein polyubiquitination; ubiquitin-dependent protein catabolic process
Cellular component (GO): nucleus
Molecular function (GO): ubiquitin conjugating enzyme activity
Source: RefSeq, a predicted model, not a curated record
CCGCUCUUGAGCUCUUUCUCUACCUCUACCUUACCUCCACCAGGAUUACACUUCCAUUAUGAGCGCCCCUGGAAAGCGUCGAGUCGAAACCGAUGUCAUGAAACUAUUGAUGUCCGACUAUGAGGUCAACCUGGUCAAUGAUAAUAUGCAAGAGUUCUACGUGCGAUUCCAUGGGCCCGCAGAGACCCCUUUCGCCGGCGGAGUGUGGAGGAUUCAUGUCGAACUUCCUGACCAGUACCCGUACAAAUCACCGAGCAUCGGAUUCAUGAACAAGAUAUUCCACCCGAACAUCGACGAGCUUAGCGGCUCUGUCUGUUUGGACGUGAUAAACCAGACAUGGUCACCCAUGUUCGACAUGAUCAACAUCUUCGAGGUGUUCCUGCCUCAACUUUUGCGAUACCCGAACCCGAACGAUCCCCUCAAUGGUGAAGCCGCUGCGCUCAUGAUGCGGCAUCCCAAGGAGUAUGAGACCAAGGUCAAGGAGUAUGUGCAACGAUACGCGACUAAGGAGGCGGUAGACGCUGCGUCGGGCAAAGGAGAGACGGGCGAAGACAGCGACGGCGACGCCGAAAUGAGCGACAUGGGCAGCAUAUCCGACGACGAGUGAUGGCAGCCCGCCCUUCCCCAUACCCCUUCCUCCUGACAGAUCUUGGACUGCAUUCUGAUUGAACAUCCUGUGCAAGGAUCCCAAUGUAUACAUUAUUACCACCUGGCCUAUCCGUGUUUUGCUCUUCCCUCGCUGUACCAUACUCAUCGUCACUUCCUCUGUCCUGUGCUAUCCUUAGUUCGACGCGCAAUGUAUUUGGGUUCAGCUUCGCGGGAGGACAGAACUAUGAUUGUCGAAUCGUUGGCGCUGGCAAUCGUGGCAGGGGUGUGGUUGUAAUGGUACCCGGUAGGACGAAAGGGCUGGGGCAGCUAAGCCUGUGCUAUGGCACGGUAGGCGAACCCACGAGAUCAUCGACCUUCUUCUGUACUUCGCCAGCGGUCUUAACGAGAUGGUCGAUCUGCGUCUUGACAGCAUCCAUCUUGGUCAGCUUGGAUCUGCUUUGCUUGAGCAAGUCUUCCUUCUGCGCCAUCAGUUCCUUCUUGCGUUGGUCGAGUCUCUGUCUUUCCGCCAGCUCAAAGUGAAGGCGGUUGAGCAUGAGCUGAUGUUCACUUUCCAGCACCUCCUCGGUUCGUAGUUCCAGCGGGGCUAACUGGAGAAACUCUUCCAUGGAGUAUAGAGGUAUGUCCUGAUAUACACAUGCAAACUUCUGACAUUUGUCUAUCUCGCGCUCCAGAUGGCGCUUCUCGUAGAGAAGGUUCUGCAGGCCUAAAUGCGUCUGGUCCAUGUCCUGACGCGCAUUGUGAGUGGCCUGCUUGUGUGCACGCGUGGCGGCAUUGGCGACGCGAUUGAGCGCCUUCAGGCGGGCGAACAACGCGCCGGAGCGGAUGCGAACGGCAUCCGGGUCGGCGUCGACAUGGACGUCGUCUGCGAGCUCGCGCAGGGUGGCGACGACGAUCUCAGAGGACGCGUGGUGGUCCGUGUCGAUGGCCAUCAGCGUUGAAGCC